Eurytemora carolleeae is the source of this 1640-nucleotide messenger RNA. RefSeq lists its product as uncharacterized. Gene Ontology annotation, biological process: glycoprotein metabolic process. Bases 234 to 1424 code for a protein of 396 amino acids. NCBI's taxonomy places the organism in Eukaryota, Metazoa, Arthropoda, Copepoda, Calanoida, Temoridae. The transcript has 12 exons. Gene Ontology annotation, molecular function: beta-N-acetylglucosaminidase activity. The record is from RefSeq and is a predicted model, not a curated record.
UCCAAGUGUUGAAUUGUCCAAGUUUGUGUGUGCAGGUAUUCUGGACUGGAAGUAAGGUUGUAUCUGAAACUAUUUCCGUUCACGAAAUACAACAGCUUCAACAGUUGAUAAAGCGGAAGCCUGUUCUGUGGGAUAACCUGCAUGCUAAUGAUUAUGACUUGCAGAAACUUUACCUAGGGCCUUAUACAGGAAGGGAUAGAACAGUUCCCCCUAAGGACUAUCUGAAUGGAUGUAUGACUAAUCCUAACUGCGAAUACUCCCUCAACACUCCUGCUUUUGUUACCUUGGCAGAAUGGAUUAAUAAUCCCGAUUGGGAUCCUUCAGGUAUUCCAGCGCAUGAGAUGGCUGUUAAAGAACUGUUGUCAGAGUCCAAUCUUCCUUCCCCUGGAUCUAACAGCUCACCAACCAAUCGGAAUGCUGAUGAGGCAUCGGAUGGACUUGAUGAGCAUGAUAUAGAUCUUAUCUGUCAAAUGUUCUGGCUUCCAUAUUCCCAUGGUCCAAAGAUGACUGAACUGAUAGAAAGCUUCAAGUACUGCAAAGAAAAUGCUGCUUCAAUGGUAAACUGGAAAGAAUGGGAACCAGGCCAGCAACCUGAUCUAGUAGAUGCCUGGAUAGACAAGGCAAUGUAUGUACACAAGAUAACAAAACAAGUUGGAAAGGUGUGUGAAAGAUUAAUGAAUAUUGAGAACAGAGAUCUGGCGUACGAUCUGACAGUUUAUAUCAACAAUGUACGGUGCAUUCUUAGCGCAUGCAACGCAUAUCUGAAGUGGGUUGGAUUACGAAACUGUUCUCCUCCGAUUAAGCAUGGUCCAACUCUCUCCGGGUUAGCUGGAGGACUGGCAGGGGAUCUUCUCAGGCUUUAUCCGAUACAAUCGCAGGAUAUGCUUCCUCUUAAGCGUUAUGUGAGCGGUACUGAUAACACUGUACUAGUUCUUCCUGUUAGAAAUCUACAGAAAGUGAUUCCUCAACUGACAGAUUCUCUUCAGCUUACAGAUUUCAAGGAUUAUUCCACGUGUUUAAGUUCAGCUCAACAGUCUUUUGUCUUCAAACACAAGGUCGGAAAUGUAACGAAGCAUGUGGGUCUUCUUAGUGUUUGGAUGUUAGAUAAUUACAAUGGAGAGCAAAAUGCCGUUCUCACAAAAAUUCUCCAAAUUUCCAAUGGCUCUAAAUACUCCAAGUUCAUCAAAAUAUUUCUCCCAGACGAGACAAAAUACUUGGACUCGGAUAUUUUUGAUCCAAUCUUUGACUGUAUUGGGUCAGAGGAUCCCCCUGAAGCUCAAGGUGGAGAUCCAAGGUCUAGUGUACUCCUAGGGGUUCUGGAGAAGAAUGAGUUUUUGCUCCGAUUUCUCCGUCUCUCCGGGUUCUCCGUCCUGGAACCUGGCCCUUGUAUUCCAGGAUUAAUUGUGAUGACUAAACAGUUUUAAAUCGGAAAUGAACAUUUUUACGUCAGCCAGCAUUUUUUUGCAUUUUGUAGCAACCAGGCAGUCUAAUUUAUGCAGAAUCUUAUUAUUAUUAUAUAUUAUAAUAAUAAUAAUUAUGAAAAUAAUAUAUUGGUGAAUGGUGAUCUUAAAUUUAAAAUUUUUUGUUUAACAUAUUGUUGCAUAUUAUAUAUGCUAAAAAUAAAUCUUUUUUUUACAAAU